Messenger RNA from Hibiscus syriacus, 2983 nucleotides. Its product is annotated as peroxisome biogenesis protein 6. Gene Ontology annotation, molecular function: ATP binding; ATP hydrolysis activity. Gene Ontology annotation, biological process: protein import into peroxisome matrix. NCBI's taxonomy places the organism in Eukaryota, Viridiplantae, Streptophyta, Magnoliopsida, Malvales, Malvaceae. Bases 93 to 2885 code for a protein of 930 amino acids. Gene Ontology annotation, cellular component: cytosol; peroxisomal membrane. The transcript is spliced from 16 exons. The record is from RefSeq and is a predicted model, not a curated record.
ACAUUCUGCCUCAACUUCCCCAUUUCUCAAUAUAUAAUAACUAAUUUCCAUAAUUGAAUCGAGUUUCAAGUUUUGGCGGCUGGGUUUUCAGGAUGGUGGGGAGGAGGAGGAAGCCUCUUGUGCUCUCUUCCACCAAAGUUAUCGUCAACUCGGUGCUGAGUUCUACGCGACCCAAUGAAGCCGAUCCAACUAAUUUUUCUGGUGAUGGUUUGCGUUUGAAGGCGGGGGUUCUAAGGGUUUCGAAGGACAAAUUUGAUGUUUCAGAUCCCAAAUUAGCUUCACUUGACGAUUCUGCUUUGAUAGGGCUCUCUACUUCUACAUUGAAGAGACUAUCCGUAACUUCUGGCUCGCUGGUACUUGUUAGAAACUUGGACGCAAAGAUACAAAGAAUUGCUCAGAGUGUUGUUUUAGAUCCUCCAAAUGCCCAUGUCGACAUGUCUCCACAAAAAGAACCGAUUUCCGAUCCUCCGCGGAUAAUGCUUGUAUUUCCAUCAUACAGUUAUCCUCCCAAUGACUCUGUAUUAUUGGACCGAGAUGUUGCCUAUGUGUCUCCCCUGUUAGCUUUUAACCUUAACCUGCACAUAUCAUGUUUGAGAUCCCUUGUCUAUAAAGGAAAAGAGACUUUAGCAUCCCUCUUUGAAGGUAAUGUGGAUGAUAAGGCUUGCAGGGGAGAUACUGAUGCUUCUGUUAUCAGAUUAUGGUUGGAACCUUUGGGUCGACUGCCCAAAUAUGCUUCACAUUUAAGGGUUUCCUUUGUUAAGAUACCGGAAUGCAGUUCCCUCGAACCGCUGAGAGGAACUUCUUCUAUUGAAGCCAAAUAUCGCCAGGAGCUGAUUGAUUCAGCAUUACACAAGUAUUUUGAAGUGGAUAGAUAUUUAACAAGGGGAGAUGUUUUCAGCAUUUUCUUAAAUUGGAAUUGCAAUUCAGCCAUUUGCAUUCCUUGCUGCUCAAGGUUGCAAAAUCAGAAUGAUAAUACCAUCUAUUUCAAGGUUGUUGCUGUGGAGCCAUCAGAUGAAACCAUUCUUCGAGUCAAUCACACUCAGACUGCUCUAGUUCUUGGAGGGAGUGUUCCGUCUGCUGUUCCCCCUGAUUUGUUAAUUUCAGGGGCAAAAAAUUUUGCCCCUUUGCAAGAGGACACUGUGAAGAUUUUAGCAUCCAUUCUUACGCCACCUCUAUGUCGAUUACCACUUUCUUUGAAGUUUAGAGUUUCUGUUCUACUACAUGGUCUACCAGGGUGUGGGAAGAGGACUGUCGUUAGAUAUGUUUCUAAGAGACUGGGUCUACAUGUAGUUGAAUAUAGUUGCCACGACCUGACAGCAUCUUCUGAGAAGAGGACCUCUGCUGCUUUGACUGAAGCUUUCAACAAUUCACAAAGAUACUCACCAACAAUACUUCUACUACGCCAUUUUGAUGUUUUCCGGAAUUUGGCCUCCCAUGAAGGUUUACCAAGUGACCAAAUUGGACUUUCCUCUGAAGUUGCAUCAGUCAUCAGAAAGUUCACUGAACCAGUUGCUAAUGAUGAAGAUGGUUAUGCUGACGAGUCAAAUGGUGAUCUGGCUGUAAAGGACAGUGGAAAUGUCGGUAGGCACCAGGUGCUGUUAGUUGCUGCUGCUGACAGUUCUGAAGGCCUGCCACCAGCUAUUAGGCGUUGUUUCAGCCAUGAAGUAAAGAUGGGUCCCUUGACCGAAGAACAGAGGGCUGAAAUGUUGUCCCAGUCACUGCAAGGUGUUUCUGAACUCCUUUCUGAUACUUGCUUAGAGGAUUUUGUGAAGGACAUGGUAGGACAGACAUCUGGAUUCAUGCCUCGGGAUUUGUGUGCUUUAGUUGCUGAUACUGGUGCUAACUUAAUCUCCAAGAGCAAUUUUCAAACUGACAAAGCAGAAUUCUCACUAUCAGGUGAUUCAAUUGAAGCGGUACAAGAUACAUCAAGUAAUACUGUAGCUCAUUCAAGGGGAAAAGAAAACUUGGAAAAAGCAUUGGAGAGGUCAAAGAAGAGGAAUGCAUCUGCAUUAGGGGCUCCUAAGGUUCCUAAUGUGAAAUGGGAAGAUGUUGGUGGGCUGGAGGAUGUGAAGAAAUCAAUAUUGGACACUGUUCAGUUACCUCUCCUGCAUAAGGAUUUAUUUUCAUCUGGCUUGCGUAAACGUUCUGGUGUUCUUCUAUAUGGUCCUCCAGGAACAGGGAAAACUUUAUUGGCAAAAGCUGUGGCAACCGAGUGUUCCUUAAAUUUCCUUAGCGUGAAAGGGCCAGAACUAAUUAACAUGUACAUAGGAGAGUCGGAGAAGAAUGUUCGAGACAUUUUUCAGAAGGCCAGAUCAGCCCGGCCAUGUGUCAUUUUCUUUGAUGAACUCGAUUCUCUUGCUCCUGCUCGAGGUGCUUCUGGAGAUUCUGGGGGUGUUAUGGAUAGAGUGGUUUCUCAGAUGCUUGCAGAGAUUGAUGGCCUUAAUGAUUCCAGCCAGGACCUAUUUAUUAUAGGAGCAAGCAACAGACCAGAUCUUAUUGACCCAGCUCUUCUAAGGCCUGGUAGAUUCGACAAACUGCUAUAUGUUGGAGUUAAUUCUGAUGCAUCUUACCGAGAACGAGUUCUUAAAGCACUUACCAGAAAGUUUACGUUGCACGAAGAUAUAUCCCUCUACUCGAUUGCGAAGAGAUGCCCACCAAACUUCACCGGUGCAGAUAUGUAUGCCUUAUGUGCAGAUGCUUGGUUUCAUGCUGCAAAGCGUAAGGUGUUGAGUUCAGACUCAUCUUCCACUGAUCAAGCUGAUUCCAUUGUUGUAGAAUAUGAAGAUUUUAUAAAGGUGUUGGGAGAGCUUUCGCCAUCCCUUUCCAUAGCAGAGCUUAAGAAAUAUGAAAUGCUUCGAGAUCAGUUUGAAGGCUCUUCAUCUUGAACGUCAGGUGAAUUGUCAAAUUACAUAUUUUUACAGAAACACAAUAAAAUAUGCCCCAAAAAAGCCAAUAUAUCAUUUCUUUUAUACCUCUGUCAAUA